Messenger RNA from Dichomitus squalens LYAD-421 SS1, 1986 nucleotides. RefSeq lists its product as uncharacterized. NCBI's taxonomy places the organism in Eukaryota, Fungi, Basidiomycota, Agaricomycetes, Polyporales, Polyporaceae. Bases 29 to 1966 code for a protein of 645 amino acids. The transcript has 5 exons. The record is from RefSeq and is a predicted model, not a curated record.
UCUCAAACCACCGUCGUCCUCGCUGUCCAUGGCUCAUACAACUUCCCCUUCACACUCCAGGGAGCCCUCGGGUUCUUCUCCCUCCCCCCUGAGCUCAGAACCUUCUUCAGUGUCCCCAUCCUCCCCUGACUUUGAAUCUUUCUUCUCUGCCGCUGAUUCUGAGCUUGAUGUUCGCCACGAUAUCGCGCUCCUCUCAUACCUCCUUAGCCAUACUAAGGUCAAAGAUCGGAAGUCAGCCGCCAACGCCAAGGCUCUUGCGGCUUUGGAUCCUUGGACUUACUUGGCAUUCAUCAUCAACACCGGGGAAGCACCCUACGACAGGGCUGGUAAUAAGGUCAUCGCGGUCACCGGCCGAAUCGAUCGCGACACGAUCACUGCGGCGCUGGUCGCUCGCAAUACAUCUCCCCAUCGUCUCCCACCGGACACGCCGUCACUCCAGAUCAAAUCGCUGAAGCCCGUGAACCCUAAAGACGGAGCGUCCAUGCUGAGGGAAGCUAUUCGGAACCCCGAACGUCCUUCUAUGGAGUGCCAUAUCCGCGAUGUUAUCACCGCUCUCAACCACUUCGUCCAUUCUCCUCCCGCGUCCUCGGCCGAAGAGUCCAACCACAAGCGGGUGCAGACCAUGCAGUUCUUUUUCUUCAUCGCGAAACGCUGCUGCCUCAAACUUCGCGCUCGUAUUGCGAAUGGUAGGCGCAUGUGGUCUGCGCAUCCCACAUCCCUUAUACGCGAGUGGUACGCGUCGGAUCGCAGCCGAUCUCCCCAUCCUCAGACACUCGCACUGCCCGCCUUCUUGGAGCAGACCUUAGAGAAGGAUUACCAGCUUUCGCCAGCGAUGGAGCGCCGUCGGUUAUCGGGUGACCGGAUUCUGUAUAUCGUUGAACCGGAGAACGUAUUGCGAUGGGCCGAGAUGUUGGUCCAGUGCCAGGACAACAUGGACAAGUUGUUCGCGUCUCUUUCGCAGAGUAGCCCUGAGGCUCAGUCCCUCGCUUAUGCUGCGUAUAUAUCGGCGGCAAUCCUCGAUGCGGUCUUUCAGAAUGGCCUCCUCGAGGUCCUUCUCACGGAUGGUCUUGCACGGCAUAUGCAGGAGAAAUAUAUGGAGACUGUCGGGGAGCUGCGGCCGCCGAUGCUGAACAGCCUUUUUAUGUCACUUGGCGCAAUUCGCAAAGGGGUUGUACCCGAAGAGAUCGAUACAGCGGCAGUAGAAGACCCAGAAGUAGCCGAUCCCGAUGACAGCGAAGACGAGCUGAUGGCCUUCGAGAACAACAAGGAACACGUCAUUCGCUAUCUGAAGACUCUGGCGAUUCCCUUUGCCGCUGCUAGUUUCCUGGUCCACUACUGCCACAAGCUCUCACCGUUGUCGCUUGACCUAGAUGUUUAUGUGGUCUACGCUUCGUCCUCCACCCCCGCUGUCACCCAGAGACACAUCCGAGAGUUUAAGGAUGGGUUUCUACAGCAUUUUAUGUUCCCAGAUGAAGUGAAGGAGGAGAUUGACCAAGCUCUUUCAUCCCUGAAGUUCCAUUACAUCGGCUCUUUGCAUGCGGAGGCUAUCGUCAUGGCGCUAGCAUGCUCUGUCCACAAUGGAGUCCGAGCAGAAGGAGCUGAACUCCAGCAGCAGCUGUCUUAUCUCACACCCGUUUUUGAGGUGCCUUCAAUCCCGAUCGGAGUCAGCAAGAAGUGUUGCUUCUGCUGUGAUCUCCUUGCAUCUCUCCUCACGCGCUCACAGAGUGGCGGAAGACUUAGCUUUCUUCUUCAGGGUACACACUCUACUAUUUUUCCCUGGAUCCCCCCUGAUGGUAUUCCCCUUGAAGUGCUGAAGGAGAUGAGGAUUCAGCUUUUGAAAAUUUUUCAUAGCUCUAUCACUACGUAUGUGAAGUCAGUGCCGUCUCUUCAAACAUCACCAGCACAGUCUGUGCGUGAGCUGUUCCCCCUCGCCUCACCUUCGGAUGUAGACAGGUUGUUUUCAUAGUGGUGAAAAGUAGUAGCAAU